Molecule: messenger RNA, 624 nt
Organism: Rhizopus microsporus ATCC 52813
Lineage: Eukaryota; Fungi; Mucoromycota; Mucoromycetes; Mucorales; Rhizopodaceae
Exons: 1
Coding region: 1-624 (207 amino acids)
Cellular component (GO): mitochondrial inner membrane
Molecular function (GO): copper ion binding
Source: RefSeq, a predicted model, not a curated record
AUGCAAAAACGAACAUUAAUGACAAACCCUCAGAAUAAAGGUUGGAAUCAGGAAAACAUAUCAGCAGGUAUGUACACAGCUAGCAUCUUCAUCUUCAUGCUUGGUCUGUCGUAUGCAGCUGUUCCUUUAUACAGACUCUUUUGUGCCAGUACGGGAUUUAACGGUACACCGGUGAUUGAUGCUGAACGAUUUGGUCCUGAUCGACUUGUUCCUCAAACCAAGAGCAAACGCAUUCGAGUGACAUUCGAAUCGAACACGUCAGACACAUUACCCUGGUCAUUUAAACCAGAGCUUCGAGAGAUCUAUGUUGUACCUGGCGAAACAGCUCUGACAUUUUACAAGGCGAAGAGUAGAGCCAAGCAAGAUAUCAUUGGAAUAGCAACUUAUAAUGUUACGCCGUACCGAGCAGGCUCUUACUUCAACAAGAUUCAGUGUUUCUGCUUUGAAGAGCAAAAGCUGAGUCCUGAAGAAGAGGUAGACAUGCCUGUCUUCUUUUUUAUAGACCCUGAUUUUCUGGAAGAUCCAUUGAUGAAAGAUGUGAAUACCAUCACCUUAAGCUAUACAUUUUUCAAUUCGCAGCAUGCAAAGGGAUUAAAACCAGUGCAACAACAACAUGUUGAAUAA